Molecule: messenger RNA, 12499 nt
Organism: Pocillopora meandrina
Lineage: Eukaryota; Metazoa; Cnidaria; Anthozoa; Scleractinia; Pocilloporidae
Source: the annotation of a GenBank genome assembly
AUGGAAUGGGAAUUUGUACCAGUUCCAAUAGAUUUGAAAGCCCAUGUCAUCGGUAGGCGUCAUAGUGUGAUAAAUGAAAUGAUGGCGAUAUCUGGAGCCACCAUUGAACCUGGGAGUAGACACCAUGCAGGGUUUAUAGUCAGUGGACGCCCGCAGGAAAUAGAAAUGGCAAAGCAGUUUAUUUCAGAAAAAUUGGUUAGUUUCAAAUUUGGUAAUUUUAAGAUUAACGUUAUAUUAUAUUGCGGGAGAUGACGAACUUUCAGGGUUUUAAAGGAUACUAACCAAAGCAAAGCAAGUCUUAACACCCUCAUGUUCACCCUCAGUGUUCGGAGAGAGACGUGCUCCCAUCAAGUAUUAAAAAGCAAAUGAUGCCAACAAUAGAAUUGCUUACUCAAAACUCUUUGAUGUAUAGCAUAGGGACUGAAUUGACCAUCGGCUCCUUUUAAUAGGAGGAGUUGGAAAAUAAAUGGGAAGAACUGGUAGAAAUUCCAGACAGAUACAAAGGCAGAGUGAUUGGAAAACAUAGAGCUACUUUACGCGAGAUAGAGAACCAAACGGGGGUAAAACUUUUCGUGAAGGAUGGAGAAGUAUAUAUAGUCCGUGGAACACAACAGCAACGGCGACAUGCGAAAAGGAACAUUGGAACAAUUGUGGUAUGUUUAAAUUUACAAAUUGACCACUAAAAUUCAGAUUUAGCUGGCAUAAGAUUUGAACAGAACGAAAGCGUUGCACUAUUGAUUUUUCUCAGAUUAGGUACAGCAUAUUUGUGAAGAUAACACGAAUAUAAGUUGUGUAGAUACCGAUGAUACAUUUUUUGAUAGUAACUACCCACACUCAGCCGACAGGAAGACUGGAGAUUGCGCAGAUGCAGUCUGGCUUUCUUGAUAGAUAAUCAACACGUUACUAUUAACGAGAUAUCUUACAAACUCGUCCGUGGUAUCAUUGAUAUUUGAUAAGUUUAGUCGACCUACCCCAUCGCCAUCCAUCUGAAAAUUAUAGCUUACUAACUUAGUAGAGUCUCUAAUAGCCCCUGAAUGCAAUUCAUCGAGAUUUGUUCGUUUUGAAUGCCCCAGAACCACUGCGACCUGACUUCUAGAUUUGUGUGGCUUAAACCAUUAAUUGGUGAUGUGUUGUGUACGAUAAAACCAUCUUUCUUUUGAUUACGUUGCCUUUAAAACUUCCAGGCUGUAGCAAGACUGACGGAUUUUGAAAAAGAAUUUUACAAAGUUUGUUCUUACGUCGAUGGUUGUCAUCUUCCUGAGAACUGUAAACUUAAGCUUGAAGAGAUGCAAGUAGAGGAUCGCAUGCCGUUACCAGGACUUCAAACGCAAUAUCGACUCGAACCAGCUGAACACUGCGAAAGAGAGGUAUUCUCCUUGGUUUCAUUUUGCUAUGGUAAUAUACACGAGUCAACGGGUCAACACAUUCUUCUUCAUUAUUGGUGAUGAACAAGAGUUUUGAAUGCAUUGUGUUGCGUCGUGAUAAUGCGUUUAAAAAUAGUCUCAAAGACAGCGCUGUCAAAGACAUCGGCCUGCGACAAAUCCUUCAAAUUUAGCUAGGUUUCAAGUUGCAUUUCCACAGUGAUGGGCCUUGUUUGUCAAAUUGUAUUAUUAAAAAAGAAAUGAACACAUUUGACAACUGAUACAUUUUUAUAAUUUUAAGCUUGGUUGAAUUCCACUUCAGAAUAUAUGAGCUCGUACACACCGUGAUCAAGCAUUCUUUGACGACCUUUCUGUGGUUUGAGUACUUACGGGUGACCCAAACGUUUUAUUUCUCCGUCGCUUUUGACAAAAUUUGAACAUCUCUCCACAUAUUUUUCAUGUUUCAUUAGAAGCCCAUCUGCUUUUAGUCGUCGCUACAUUUUUGACUAGAGAACUAGAAUUCUUAUGGCUGCAAUCUUAAUACAAUACUUAUAUGAGUAUCUGGACAGAAUUCGUACCAUCACCGAAAUGACCCCGUGUACCAAUCCAAUCUUAAAGACGAAGUUUUGAUGUCCUUACGCAAGAUUAAAGAGAACAGAGAGACAGAUGAGAGUCCGAAGGCCGAUAUGUGGUGUCAUUUGGGAACUUCUAUUAUUAGAGUACCUGAUGAGGGUAAUAUUCAUUAUGGUUUGAAUAUUUUGCAUUGAUGAAUAAUAAUUGAAUUAAGUGUCCUACUAGUUGAAAAUUUUCAUGCUCCUUUCAAAUUCUUUUUCUCGUGGAUCUUACUUCGCUGUUUCUCUUUUGUCCUCCCCAAGGUGUUUCAUCGCGUCUUUUUCCUUCUUGUACUUAGCUUCGCAUAAAAAAAAUUGUUCUAAGUCAUAAUUCACCUUGCUCGCCAACCUGACGUACCUCUUAGAGAGGUACAAUCUUAGCAAUAUUUCAGCAUAUUUAUAAUCUGUAUGUCCAUUCUCGUUUGUUUCUUUUUGUCUUCAGAGGAUGUUGUCCAAAAAACGUGGGACAUCGAAGAGAUAACAGAACGUUUUCAAAGGCCUGAUACUGGAGAAAAAAUGUUUUGGAAAGUUUCUUUUAGAGAGCGAGAUGAUAUUCCUGAGGACAUCUUUAAAAGAACUGGACUCAAAGAGAUAACUGAAGAUAAUGAAUACAUUUCCAGAUAUGACCUAACAUAUUUGACGCCUUGUUUUUAUCAACUUAGAUGUAAGGUGAGAGUGAACAAUUUGUUCCUCUUUACGUGUUAUAACCGACGAGUGCGUUACGCUCAUCUGUUUCUUUUUCACUUUGAAUAUUGUUUGCGUUUAAUUACUUUUAUUCCCCUCCGUGGUACAUGGGUAUAUCAAAAAAGAAAUUCCCCUUUGAUGAGGUUUCGCUCCGUUUUGUCGACGUACAUAAACUCUUCCAAAGUGCGUCGUUUGCCAAAAAGUGAACUCAUAACGUUAUGACAACUAGCCAGGCAGUGGCUCAUGCUUCACGUGCUGUGUUUUUCUUUUCUUAUUAAACAGGUGUGGGUGGCAAAGAGUAGCGUAAAGAAAAAGCUGGACGAUAUACCAAUCCCUUUUAGUGACGUAAAGAAUGUAUUGGAAGAGAUUCAAUUUGAAGAUGAAACGACACAAUCACGCUGUCGUGGAUGGCUGGUUCUUAAAUCUCGAAAAUAUCUACAGACCGACAUUCUUUUCCCUGGCUGCGAGCUAGACUGCAGGUUCACCAUGCGUGAGCGAAGAGGCAAGAAUAACAAUUUUUGUUUGGUCUUUGUCUUUAUGAAACGCGCUUCUCCUCGUGUCAUUUUUCACUCUUCACUUAUUCCCCCCCUUCUUCUCUCCUCUCCUCUCUCACCCAUCCCCUACUAAAUUUUCAGUAAAACAUCAUUUCUGUUGCUUAAUUUCUCUUAAAGAAGAAAGAUCAACAACGUCAUCUUUAUACUUUCCGUUCAAUCAGCUUUUGCAAAUUCCCCUUAUGGUUGGAAAGUAAAGUCUCCGCCUAUCCUGGCUGGAGGGUCCAUUUACCCCUAUGGAUACCCAAGUCCAAGUAAGAGCUUUGCUAAAUCAUAAAGUGCUUGCAGCACAGUUUAUGGGAUUUAAACAUGCAUCGGUUCAAUAUAAGUAUUUCACUAAACUAGGUCAAGUUUAUUGAUUCCAGUUAACACUUUUAUAUAAAAUUUGUCUUGCUUCAGAUCGUACUGCUAUCAGAGGAGACGUACCCGAAAUCGAAGUGAGACGUGCUUUGUCUACAUACCUUUCUCGAUUAACUUUGACGGAUAAGGAUGCCUUCGGAUUACUUCUUCCAGAUCACGAUUUCCCCGAAGGAUUCCACUUACUCCAUAAGCGAUGUUGCAAGCGAAAAAUGUACAGCACGCGUGCUGGAUUCUUUGCCAUACUUUCUCAAGAGGAUUCAUGGUCCAUCGACUCAUUAGGGAAUGAAACAAGCAGAGAAUCGGUAAUAAUGAAUGUUUAACGGUUGUAAAUCGCAUAGUUGUAUAAAAAAUGAUCGGUAUGUUGAGCAAAGCAACUCAAUAUCCAGUAUUUCUAAUUCUCUCUUUUUCUUGUGGAAAUGAGCAGACUGACCUCCACUUACAUAGCGAAGAGUGCGACAAACUUCUAAGUGGCACAGAUUGGCAACCAGAAAUCAUAGUUCAGAAACUACCAGAAUUUAUUCAGUUUGUAAAGGAAAUUCAAGACUUUGUUGUACGGGAGAUGAAAGGAAAUGGAUCCACAAGAACAGGUGAGGAAACACAUCCUUUGUGUACUUUGUUGUUAUCCCUACCGCAUUUUCUUAUGCCAACGUCAGAUAAAUUUAACCAAUUUAUUAGAAGUUAAGAGGUAUUGAUGAAGAACACUUUAAAAUGGGUAUGUUUUCUAUACAUAUUGCCAAUUCAAGUAACAGAACGCUUAUACAUGCCUCUUUACAAAGUCGUCAAAUUUUAAUUUCUUCCCCAUUACCUAAUCGAUUUAAUGUAUUAGUAGAUACACCCUGUUUGCGUUAAAAAUAAAAUCGAUUGGUUGGUUGAUUAUUUGAUUCUGUUUUUUAACGUGUUACCUGUUUCUUGUUUGUUUGAUUCACUUUUAACUCGAUUUUGAUUGUUGAGAUUUAUUGAUAUGCGUUUCUCGAUUGUCGGACGGUACAGUUCCUCCAGAGAUUCGUGCUCGUGGUCCUCAAGCUUUAGAAGCCUACAACAAUGCACUGGCCGAAGGUCAAACCUGUGUGAAGAGAGUACCGUUGAUGUUAGUUGGACAAGAUCGGUCAGGAAAGACUAGCGUGAAGAAGUCCUUGAAAGGAAUUUGUUUCAACCCGGAUGAGGAUAGCACCGUGGGCAUCGAUGUCGAUACCUAUGAAUUUAAAGUAACCACUGAAAUAGGGAUGACAGGAGAAAAGGACCGAGGCGGAAAAGUUGACGAGGCAUCAAUCUCUUUUGAGCAUAAUGCAGCUCGGUGGAUUGUAGAUAAAUUAAUGGCGAAAGAAAACGUUUCUGAAGUUACAGGAACAGGUAGUAUCAUUUCAGAACAUUAUGACUUUGAAAAAAUUAACACCUUAGAGGGAGGAUACCUCAGUGAGAUUACAAGUUACAGGGACCCUUCAGAGUUACGUACAAAUCCAGCAUACACUCAUCCUUCGCACGGUGAAACCUCUUUGCCAACGAGAGAAGAACGUAAUCUACCUCCAACAAAGUACGAAGAGGAUGUAUUUAACAGAACGUUAGGAAAAGUGCCGGAAUUUGAAGACAUUGCCGAGUUAAUUCAACAGAUCCUUCAAGAUGAUUUGGAAGACGAUAGCCAGGAUAUUUACUCAAUUACGUGGGACUUUGCUGGACAGUCUGUAUAUUACGUGACACACCCACUCUUUCUCACAAGAAGAGCAAUCUACUUUUUGGUGUAUGACUUAAGUAGGAAUCCAAGCGACCAAGCCAUACCCCUGGUGAAGCAAGGAGUUUAUAGAGAAAUUAAAGAUAAAUAUAAUCUGAAAACGAAUUUGGAUUACUUAGAGUUUUGGAUGAGUUCUUUGGCCUCCUUAGUGGAACAGAGUAAUCGCCCACAUUUGAACCCCGACAAGGAGGUGCUUCCAAAGAAUCUUCCAGUUGUUUUCCUGGUGUGCACUCAUGCUGACAUACCAUAUCGUAACCGCAAUCCUUUUGCGCUUGCCAAAGAAAUUUUUGGCGAUUUGAAAACCAAGCCAUAUGGUGGCCAGUUGUUUGACGUGUUUUGUGUUGAUAACACCAAGUCAGGCUCUGAAUCCGAAUGUCAAGAGAUCAUGCGAUUGCGGGAGAAGGUACAUGAAGUUGCUAAGGAGCUACCACAUGUAAAUGAGGCUAUUCCGAUCAAGUGGUUGAAAUACGAAAAUGCCCUUCGUGUGAUCAAGGAAAAUGGUCAAAAAUUCAUAUCCCUCGCAACCGCGAAAAAGAUUGCUUCCGACGUGUGCAACAUAAACAAAAACAAUGAGAUAUUAACACUGUUAAACUUUUUGCACGAUCUGCGAGUUUUGAUCCACUUUGAUGACACUCCGGAAUUGAGUGAUUUAGUUAUUUUGGAUACCCAAUGGUUGAUUGACGUAUUCAAGAGUGUAAUAACUGUCAGGCCCUAUAACUCGAAAGAGAAAAACUUUGCUGAUCUUUGGUUGAAACUGGAAAAAGAGGGAAUCCUGGAAGAAAAGCUCCUCAAACAUGUUUGGAAUUCUUUGAUUCCUCAGACAGAAACCCACGAAAGCCUUAUUGCAAUUAUGGAGAAAUUCAGCUUGUUAUGCCCUUGGCCAUCGUCUCAAGACUCGUAUAACAAACAUUAUCUGGUGCCAUCUAUGAUGCAGACGCAUCCGCCAAGAAUGAUUAGUGAUCUCGUUGAAUCUGCACAACUUCCCUCUCUUUUUCUUAAAUUUGAUGCUGGUCAGGUCCCUCCAGGUUUAUUUCCCCGAUUUGUGCUGGAAUUCUUUCUUUGGUGUAGAAAAGAAUUUCCUCCCUUAGCACCACCCCAAUUUUAUAACAAUUUUGCUAGAUUUUUCAUCUUCCCAAACCAAGGCCUCUCGAUUGUUCUCCUUUGCCUCUCCUCUGCAAUUGAGGUUAUUGUCCUCAAUGCAAAUAGUGAAAUUAAUGCGGUUGAUGUGGCCUCAAUUAAAGCUUUUCGUAGCCAGCUAACUUUGUUGAUAGAUCGCGUUAGGAACAAGUUCUUCUGGGUGAAGAAUGUUGUAUGUAAGGUAUGUUUCCUAUGUCCGAUUUGUUCUCAUGGACGCGUGGUCAGCUUCUGCACACAACAUUAUGAAGAAAAUUGUAAGCAAGAGGAAUGCCUCCACUUCAUUUUAGAGUCAGAUUUAGGAAAUGAAACGGCACAGGUUUUUUGCACAAAAUCUGCAACCGCUCGGGAUAACCGAAUCCAGGCUGAGGAUUUUGCUCCCUGGACUUCUCCCAGUGAGGAAAAGGUCAGAAAGAUGGUUUCGUUAUCUUUUACAUUAAUAGCCAGAUUUAUCUUACAGGCAUGUGAGGGUAAUUACAUUUUUAAUUUUAAUCGUAAUUCAAAACUUAACAUGCGUACGUUUUCCAGCCUAAAGAAAGAAGUUGUUAUAAUGUAUAAUAACUCUCAAGUUUGGACGGCAAAACUUCGAAACAAACAAGUGACCCCUCGAGAAAGUCAAUCAAGUUUCUUAAUAGCUGGUUCUUAGAAAAUCAGUUGGUUUUGUGUCCCAUGAGAUACAAGACUAACUAAAUGUCUUGAGCUAUUCCUCGCUUAGAUUUAUUCAUGCUGAUUACGCGCAAUUCCUUUAAAAUACCCUUGGUUAUUAUUAACGACUCACCCUACUCACCAACAGGUGGUGACUUGUCAACGUAAAGAGACACUUCAAGCCAUCUUGAAAGGUAACCGUUUUCAUAUCUUAAUUACCUUCGAUGAUCAAUCUGUCUCAAUUAUCAGUGGUAUUACUUUCUGCGCUCCCUUGUGUUGUUCUGUAUCUCCAGGCUUCACUAAAUCAUUCAUAUAAUACUUUGCAUUUAUCGUUAUGUAAUUUGUAUCGUAGAUGAAGACGAGGAGACGUCAACCGAGUUACUUUACGAAGCUGUAACAUCUCUUCAGCUACAACCACUUGUAAGCGGUGAGGAGGAAAAGGUGUUAGGCUCUUCUUCAUCAGGCUAGUUUCCAAUUUUUUUGUUUCUUUUAGAUUAGAUUACUUUAUCUAAUAAUCUUUGGUUCCUUGAUAAGCCCGGUUACUCACAAUGUUCCCGAAUGCAGCUUUCCACUAACCCAACAGAGAGCUCUCAAGUGUUCAGAGUACUUACAUUGUGACUUGUGACCCUUUCCAGGAUACUGGCAAGUAAAGCCCCUCUUGGGUGAUCAAGUACAGUCCCUCGAGCUCGUGGGUGAUCAUUUCCAGCUAGGACUCAACAAAUUACUACAUGCUGUGAACAUAAGCAAAGGUACGUUUCAUUAUUUUUUAGGGGGAAAUGGGGGUAAGUUUCUAAAGAAACUGUGUUGCUGCAUCGGUGGGAGAGUAUUACAGGGUAAUAAUGUAUUAUCAACUCAGUUGAUAACGUAAAUUGGCCACCGUAAAGAGUUUUAAAGCUUACGUUUCUAGCGUUAGCCCUUCGUCAGCGCGAGACUCUUUUAAGUUUUUAAGAAUGAUAGAUUUAACUGCAUGGUUGUGAGUGUGAAAUGUGAGAGUGAAUGGAAUGCGAUCAGUAUUUUCCUUCUGUACCGUUUGUUAUGCUGAAUGUAGAUCAAUGUGUUGGGCGCGGUGGUGGCCCGCUUGAACGACAGGAUAGCCACGACAUGUUUCGACAGUUCUUCUGUUAUCUUCAGUUCUGGUUUGUACAAAGUACAAGGAGCAAGGGGGAGGAGCCCAUAGCUACACCAUCUAUCUGGACGUAAAAAGACCCUUUAAAUAAGAGAUGAAUCUGAGCUGCGGCUACAGAGAAAAGGCUUUUAAGCAGUAUCUAUCCCACAGGCUCACAAAUCCCAACACAGCUAACUUAUUUAUGGGACAUAAUGAAAAGUUAUGGUUGGAAAAUUGGUAGGGCUCAGAGGUAUUAUUUUACCGCCGUUAUGUUGACGAUACAUUUUGUUUAUUUCAUUCGAAAAAUGACGCACUAUUAUUUUUCAAUUACAUAAACUCCGAUCCAAGCAUCCCAACAUUAAGUUCACUAGGGAAAAAGAAAUAGACCGUAACAUACCAUUCCUAGAUGUUUUAAACAGCAAUAACACCCAUUUUCCAGUCACAAGUGUUUACCUUCGCGGGCCUGUUGACUAACUAUUUUAGCUUUAUAUCUUAUUCUUCUAAAUUGGGUCUCAUUCGCACUCUUGUUGAUAGAGCCUACAAGAUCAACAUCACAUGGUUGGGUUUCCGCGAAGACAUCAAGACACUUGCCAAAAAGAAUCUUUUUCCAUCCCAUUGAGUUGAAAGGGUUGUCAAUCGGUACCUCACGCUGACCCGUAAUGAAUACAAUCCGCCCUUCCGUUUCAAACACUGCGCCGACCUUAUAUUUCAAAUUACAUUACAUUGGCCCUUUUCCUGUUGUCACGCAAAAAGGGUUCGCCACUUUGCUAAGUGCUAUUGUAAUAACAUAGAUAUUUUAGUAUCUAUUAAUAUAUUUAUUAAUAUCUAUUUUAAUAUCUACUUAAAAGUUUGUUUUUUCAUCAUUUAAAAUUGGUAAUAUGUUUGGUGUGAAAGACCCUAUCCGUUGUGGGGUCCGUGCGUGUGUCAGUUUACAAGUUUUUAUGUGCGGGCUGUACUGCCUGCCAAUGUCGGCGAAACCUCUCAGCAUUUAUCCACACGUGUGUGUGCGUAAGCACUUGGUAAGUGAUAGGUACUCUCACAUUUUCAGACAUUUAAAAAAUUCUCAAGAACGCCGCACUCUAUGUUCGGAUGAAUAUUUUAACAUCUUAGAUCACAGUUCCACGGCUCUCCAACAGGGGAAACUGGUUCCUUUUGCAUAAAGUUAGUUUCUACUGAUCUUUUUUCUUAUUUCAUCCUUAGCGCAUUCAAAGCUAUUUUCAUGAACUUAAUGAGAGCCCUGAAUCGUUUGUCACCAUAACGCCUUUAUUUGCAACACUCCUGCAGGAAAUUGCCAAAUUCGGACAUCCGCUGGAAAUCAACCAGAAGCUGCUCUUUCACUUCGAGAUGCAUUUCAGGAGAGCGACGGGAAGUUGGUUCCUUUUUCACAAGGUAACUUGGUUUUGUUCCUUUACCGAUUUGGUUGUUUAAUUUUAAGUUUGGUACAACGUGCAUUACCCCGUUGCUGAUCAUUCAUAGUGUUCCCUCCAUUUCUGUAUCAGGUUGCCCAUUUUUCCCCAAGUUCAUUAACUUUUUUGGUCGUGGACAGGAUAAUGUUAGAUUUUUUUGUGGCUCAUUUGUCUAUCGUUGUCGUUGUUUUUCGAUAUUUUAGGGAAUGGAUACAAAUCUCUCGUUUUGCCUCACAAAGUUAGCGAAUCUCUCCAGUUAACAUCGGACGCCCCAAAAGAGGUUGUAGGUAAAUUGCUUCACAAUCUACAACUUGAUGAUGCCUUACUGGAAGAUCCAAAUCCUAAAACUGAGGAAUGGAUCCGUUGCCUCACGAGGGAUGCCAAAGAUCAUGGCAGGACUGAUGUUGUUAAGUAUUUAAGAGGAAUUAUGCCGGCAGGGACAGCAGGUAGGCAAGCUGAGACGGUAAUUAAGUGGUUCUAAACGGCGUUUUCAUACGGAAUUAGAACACAUAAGAAAGCCGGGAAAAGUUGUUCAUUUGCUAUUGUGCAUGUGAAAUAACUUCGCCACUUGAAAUUUGAAGGUUAUAAUCUCUUGUAAACGGUUAAAAAUUUGUCCAUUUCUACACCUUACAGCUGAUUCAUUUUACUGUUCAACGGCUCACGUUUAACUCCACUUAGACCCUCUAAGUUUAGUUUCAGACCACUAGCCAGCGGUCUACCUUUCAAAUGUACUUUACAUAAAUACUGCUGUUCUUUAUUCCAGGUCCAAUGCUGCCCGACACACUCCUUGUCCAAAAUAUUCCAAAGACUCAGCUAAAAGAGCUGACAGUUACUCUCAGCGGUGAGGCUUUGUAGCAAAGAAUAAAGACAUUUUUACAUAAUAAGGCUGGAUGAGUGUUUCAAAUUAUAAGCGUUUAAAUAAAACUCCUUUUCCUUCCUUCCUUCCUUCGUUUCCUUCUCUCCUCUACUGACUUAUUUACCUCACUCGCUCACUCACUCACACAUUUACACUCUCCUCAACAUUAUCUUCAUAUUCCCGGAAAUAAUUCCUAUACUCUUCCUCCUUCUGUGGAUGGAAGAUAUCCUCCUCACUGAGGAGCCUGUGAGCAACGUCUUUAUAUUGGAUCUAGUGGACCUAUCCUUCACUCAAAUGAUUUUUUUCAUAUUAGUAACAAUUAAGAUGGUUUCGUAAAAACUGAAAAAGGAAGAAAAGGAAAAGUCAUAAAAAGGACAGGGCAGGACGGGAGAGGGGUGAGAGAUAGAGCACAGAAAAACGAAAAGCCGCACUCGCCUUUGUGUUGCUUUUUUUAAUGACUAAUCUGUCUUAUGCGAAAAAAAAUGCCUAACGAAAACAAAAUGUUCCGUAAUGUUCUCGCAUCGGAAACAUCAGCCAGGUGUUUUAAAAUAUUGAGCAGAAAUUUGCAAGGGAAAAGGUCGAGGGCAGAUAGCAAUAUGUUUUGAAAAUACUUCGAUGCUUAUUUUUGUAGGUCGAGACGAUUGGGAGCUAUUUGCUGAGAAACUGGGACUGACCCCUGCGGAGAUACGUUUUUUGGACAAGCGCACAAUGAACCAAGUGUUGGAAGUUUUGAUUGUCGCUGCAAAAAGAUAUCUCAUAACUGUUGGAGAUCUUUAUGACGUUUUGAAAGACUGUGGGCUGCCUAUCAUUGCCGACAUUCUUUGAAACCGGUAGUUGUCUUCCACUUUGACGGAAGCAACUGACUCAACCAUCAAGUAUUUGAACGGAUUGCAAAUUUUACUCCGUUAAAUGCCGCCCUCGAUUAGAAGCCGCUAAUUUAGGAGAAGAACUCAAAACAGAGGGGAUCGUUAUAGAGAAACACCUUAAACAAGCUUGGAGUCCUUUGAUUGCUCUGACAAAAUCGCACAAAAACCUGAAGCGAUUUUAGAGACAUUCAGCUUGUUACGUCCGGUACAAUAAGCGCAUGAAAUGUGCAACAAGCGUACUUGGUACCAUUUAUUCUGCAAACGAAUUCGUCUGAACACAUUAGAUAUCUCGCUGAAUCUACACAAAGUACCUCUUUUCGGGUCUCUUCAGGUUCAAUUCCAAGACUUGCAUUAACGGUAUAGAUGACAAUUUCCUAGUUUAGCACCGUCUAAAUUUUAAUAAUUGACUCAUCAGGUUUUAUAUUUUCCCGUAUAAAGGCCUCCUUAUGUUUCUCCACUGCCGCUCUUCUGUGAUUGAGAUUAUUAUACCGAAAGGAAACGGAUAUCGAUACGGAUAACAUGGCCUAAAUCUAAGCUUUUUACAGCUAGCGAACCUUGACGAUAGACUACGUGUGGAGUAAGUUAUUCUGGGUGAAAUCUAUUAGAUGUGAAAUGUUUCUUAUGUCCAUUCUGUUCUCAUGGACGCGUGUUCAGCUUCUUCACACAACAUUAAAAAGGAAAUUGUAGCAUGAGGAAUUCCUCCACUUCAUUUCAGAGUCAGAUUUACGAAACAAAGGCACAAGUUGUAUUUAAUUUCUAUGUUUGUUAGGUUUUCGUUUUUUUGUUGUUGUUUUGGUUUAUUUAGGGCUGGAAGAAUUACAAUAUAAUUUUUUGACAAUAGACAAAAUAUGUUUGUCUCGAGGGCUCAGUUCUAUUUUGUAAUUUGUCAUAUUUUAAGACUCAUUUCUAUUCAUGUAAUCAUUAUUUAUUUUUUUACAAACUAUCAAAUGUUCUUGACGGACACAUUUUCAUCAAAUCGUCAGCAGUCAUAUUUUUUAGUAGGGAGACUUGCGACUUCAACUCAGUUCAGUCUACAACAAAUACAAAUUAGUAAUAUGCAGACAAGAAUUUCAAAACCUCCUUUGAAAUAAGAAAAAAAUAGCUACUGUAAAACCUAGAUAGUGAGGGAGUUGGGGUCAUCUAAAUAGCAAAGGCUAAUUCAUAAUUGAACGAAUUAAACUAAUGAAAUGUCAC